GCCGCCACUCCGUCUCCAACCCGGAAGUUGGAACCUCACUCGCGCACUCACUCGGCCGUCCCACGUCCCCCCUUCUUCCCCUGCAACCGGAUCGAGGACCCCGGCACCCGGGCACGGCACCGCCAUCUGCACCGGGAAAAGAAAAAGAAAAAAAGACGAGACGACGUCCGUCUGUCCGUCCGCAGCCAUGAUCUUUCGUCGGCGAGCUUGAGCCUCGUCCCGCAUCUGAUUUGGCUCGCUUCGAGCGUCGCGGCCGCCUCUAGCUCCUCACUCCUCCGUCGCCCCCCAUAUCGUCAUCUACAACAGGCAGCGUCGACACCAACAUCUCAACCAUUCUAGCAACCGCCUCCCUGCAGAACGACAAGAUGCCCGUCCACCACCUCAUGGUCGGCACCUGGACGCCGCCCGGCGCCAUCUUCACCUUUGCCUUUGACGACGAGGCCCUGACGCUCAAGCUCGUCCACCGCACGCCCAUCCCCGAGGACGAGCCCAUCUCGUGGAUGACCUUUGACCAUGCCAAAAAGACAAUCUACGGCGCCGCCAUGAAGAAGUGGUCCAGCUACGCCGUCGAGUCGCCCACGUCCAUCGUCCAUCAGGCUUCGCACCCGAUGCUGCACCACCCCCAGGCAGCGUCCCCCGAGACCAACACGCGCGCCAUCUUCCUCCUCGCCUCACGCAAGCCCCCCAACGCCGUCUACUGCAACCCAUUUUACUCGCACGCCGGCCACGGCACCGUCUUCGCCGUCGACGCGCGCGGCGGCCUCGUCGCGCCGCCCCUCCAGCACUACGCCUACCAGUCCGACUCGGGCGUCCAUGGCAUGGUCUUCGACCCGGCCGAGGAGUACCUCUACUCGGCCGACCUCGCCGCCAACAAGGUCUGGGUCCACCGCCGCCGCCCUCGCGACCUAACGAGGGAGGGUGAUGGUGAUACUAAUUCGCGCUCUCCGGAGCUCGACCUCGUCGGCGCUGUCGACUGCCCGGACCCGCGCGACCACCCCCGCUGGGUCGCCAUGCACCCCUCGGGCCGCUUCCUCUACGUGCUCAUGGAAAAGGGCAACCGCCUGUGCGAGUGCGCCGUCGACCCGGCCACGCGCCUCCCCGUCUUCGACGACGCCCGCGCCUGGCCCCUCAUCCCGCCCGGCAUCCCCGACCGCUGGACCCAGUACCGCGCCGACGUCUGCGCCCUGUCCGCCUCGGGCCGCUACCUCUUCGCCUCGUCGCGCGCCAACAGCUUCGACCUGACGGGCUACGUCGCCGCCUUCCGCCUCGCCGACGGCGACGGCCGCGUCGAGCGCCACAUCUGCCUCAACCCCACGCCCACCAGCGGCGGCCACAGCAACGCCGUCGCCCCGAGCGACUGGUCCGACGAGUGGCUCGCCAUCACCGACGACCAGGAGGGCUGGCUCGAGAUUUACCGCUGGCAGGACGAGUUCCUCGCCCGCGUCGCCCGCGUGCGGGUGCCGGAGCCGGGCUUUGGCAUGAACGCUAUCUGGUACGACUAGUAGGGCAGGGACGCAUAGACAGAGAGGAAGGGGAAGAAUAGAAAAAGUACGUAUGCGUAGCCGACGACGACGACGACAACGUAGACCAGGCCGAGCGCCUUGCGUUGCUGCCUAGAAUCCCGCCAAUCUACCACGUAUACAGUAGUAGACCAUCUGGCGCUGUACUUUUUGCGACCGUCCGCGCUGGACUGGUGACGUUUUACACGAUUACAAUUACAUGAUCAAGCUUUCCUUCCC
Purpureocillium takamizusanense is the source of this 1739-nucleotide messenger RNA. Its product is annotated as Carboxy-cis,cis-muconate cyclase. Lineage: Eukaryota; Fungi; Ascomycota; Sordariomycetes; Hypocreales; Ophiocordycipitaceae. Gene Ontology annotation, molecular function: protein binding; 6-phosphogluconolactonase activity. The record is from RefSeq and is a predicted model, not a curated record. The transcript has 3 exons. The coding region runs from base 366 to 1502 and encodes 378 amino acids.